Molecule: messenger RNA, 2703 nt
Organism: Oncorhynchus keta (chum salmon)
Lineage: Eukaryota; Metazoa; Chordata; Actinopteri; Salmoniformes; Salmonidae
Product: E3 ubiquitin-protein ligase RNF26-like
Exons: 4
Coding region: 649-1695 (348 amino acids)
Biological process (GO): protein ubiquitination; ubiquitin-dependent protein catabolic process
Molecular function (GO): ubiquitin protein ligase activity
Source: RefSeq, a predicted model, not a curated record
UCAUAGAAGAAGAAGAAGAAGAAGAAGAAGAAGUUUAGAGUAACACGCUUCGCGGACGUGAUUCGUUAGAGGAGAAGAUCAUGUGACCAAACCGAAACCAUUAUGGCGACCACCGUACAGGUAACAGCCCGUGUCUGUUUUGUGACUUUUCGUCGUCAACUUCCUUUAUCUUGCAUUGGAUUAUGGUGGAUUUUGCACAAGGAUAUACGUUAUUGAAGACGGGGCAUGAGGAGAUGGAACAUUUUGUGAUCGCAAGACGGGAAUUUAUUUAGAAGGAACAGUUUGUUAGCUAAUCAGCUAACCGAAGAGCUAGCUAGUUACUAUAGCCAGCUCAAGUUUGAAAGUAAACAUCCGCUGAUUAGUGUGUGCAUAUGUUCGCCCUUUAUCCAAAACAAACGCGGUUGCACAGCUGGUUAUUUCAAAUUGCAACUGGAAUGUGCCCGACCAACGUGUUUGGCAGGUAGUUGUGUUCGCUAGUAGAGCUAGCUUUGUUAUGCUAGUUAGCUAAACUGGCUAAUUGAACCGAAGGAGAAGUGAACGCAUCCGAGGACGAGGUAGCUAACGUUAUCUAGCUAGCUAUGUACCCUUUGCUGGCCAGACAAAGUUAAUUGAUCAAGACAGUGGACCAACUCGAGUAAGAGCUGUAUCAUGGGUCUGGUGAACCUUGUCUUUUGCACUAUUGGGAAAUGUUUCGAUUUCAUAUUCUUCCUCCUGGACCUAAAUUUCUUAAUAGUCCAUUCAGUGAUACGGUUCCUGGCGGCAUGUAUCAACUUUGUGAAUAAGCUACCCAUGAUACUGACCAACUCAAUGGUGAAGUGCUGGAACUUCACUGUGUUCUGUAUGGUUGCCAUGAUGGACAGCGUAUCACUUCUGGCCCAGGGGACAGUUAACAUGUUAGGGCGCUGGCUGCAGCUCUUGGGAGGUAUUUUGGAGAGUUUCAAAAUGGUGGGCUACUUGUCCUCACAUGUUCUCUUGCAUGUCAGGGAUCUCUUCCACCGUGGGCUGCUGUGUGGCCUCUGCUUGCUGCAGCAGGUGUGGGAGGGCUGUGGCAUUGCAGUCAGUCUGGUGCUCUACCUGGUCAACACGGUGGUCAACCUGCUGCUCAUCGGGACCCAGAACGUCUACUCUGUUGUUGUCAGCAUGUGGGAGGCGGUCUCCUACCCACUGCAGAAGGCUAUGGAGCUCACCCUCACACUCUUCACCUUCCUCUACAGCAGCCUGCUUGCCCUGGACUUCCUAGGCUUGCUCGGACACAUUUUCGUCCUACAGAGAGGGUGCUCCAUCGGCUCUGCACGCUGGGGAGGGCGUGUGGCAGAGGCUUCAGCGGCAGGCCAGCCUCCUAUACCAAACGAUAACACCAGUCUACAGGAACAUCAGAGUGAAAGAGUCACACCAGGCAACCUGAACCCAGUGACAGAGAGCAGAGGGGCUCUUCCGGACGCUCUCCUCAGAGGAGGGGGCACCAGCUCCAAGGGUCCCCCAAAGGACAGCCUACUGACUCUGCUCCAGGAGCAGGAAGAGAGGAAGAAGUGCAUAAUCUGCCAGGACAGUACUAAGACAGUGGUGCUGCUGCCUUGCCGCCACCUGUGUCUGUGUCGGGACUGUACCAACAUAUUGCUGCGCCAGCCCAUCUACCAGCAGAACUGUCCGCUCUGCCGCCAUAUGAUCCUUAAUACCAUGGAUGUGUAUCUGUGAGGGACCGAACGAGGGAGGGGCGUGUGGCCCAGAGCGCUGCAUUGUUAGCGUGUUGAAUCUCAGGUUUCGAACCGAGCAGAGACUUUAGGCUACAUCUACACUAGCAGUUCAUUGCAGCUCAGGCACACUGCUAUCCAAGUCCAGUCCACUGUGCUUGAGUUGCUUGUCGCCCAUGGCUGAUGUCUUAAAUGAUGCCUGUGUUUUGUUCAGACAACCAUGGCAGUGCUUGCCUACAUUUAUUUUUAUACUUGCUUGUUCAUAUUACUGAACACUUCACGGUCAUUCAAACUGUAUGUGGUGUGUGAACUUAAAGGAAUGCUUGCUGUGGUGUGUAGCAGUUCAUUUCCUUUAUUCAGCAUAGGUUCAGUUUGAACACAUUCAAUGGAAGUUUAAAGCGCAGGCGUCAGUACAGUACGAAAUGUUAUCGUAAGAACACAUUUUGUAGCCUAUGCUUAGAUUUAAAUGGUGACAACCUCUCAAAUGCAAUUUGUCAAGAGCCAAUAUUGUUCCAAGCAGUUCAUAUUCAGGGACCUGUAAAAAGUGUGAAAUUAUUUUCUAUUGUGGGAUCGGGGUUAAUUUCAUAACCUAUGGUUGUCUAAAAAAUAUCAGUGUCAAGAGAAAUGAUUUACCAGAUCUAUGUCUUGUCAUAUUACACAGGUUUGUUUUGUUCUAAUGAUUAUGCCAACAUUUGGAUCACUGUAGUGUAGCCAGUUCUUUCCACUAUGCUGACAUAUGAACGCUACCUAAUUUAUGCUCCACACAAGGUAUAUUCUCCUUUAUAGUUAUUGUAAUGUUUUUGUCUUGUGAUCAGACUGUUCAAAAUGACCACCUAGUCAGUAAUGGCUUCAUAAUUCCUUGUUUCUAUUUUUUUCUCUUUGCUCAAAAUAAGUAUUGAUCAAAGCUCUGUGAAAUCCAUGUUACACAAACUGCAAAUGGUUAUUGAAUUAGUUUGCAAGUGUUGGAGAAAAGCCCGUUUAAGUGACAAUAAAAGGCAUAUUUGAUAUGCCU